This is a messenger RNA of Polychytrium aggregatum, 2652 nucleotides long. RefSeq lists its product as uncharacterized. Gene Ontology annotation, cellular component: plasma membrane; TORC2 complex; cytoplasm. Bases 157 to 2466 code for a protein of 769 amino acids. NCBI's taxonomy places the organism in Eukaryota, Fungi, Chytridiomycota, Chytridiomycetes, Polychytriales. Gene Ontology annotation, biological process: TORC2 signaling. The record is from RefSeq and is a predicted model, not a curated record. Gene Ontology annotation, molecular function: phosphatidylinositol-4,5-bisphosphate binding. The transcript is spliced from 11 exons.
GCCUCAUCCAGCCGCACAUCGCAGAUUCUUCUCCUGCAGCGCCGUCCAGCCUGCUCGCCCCCAUCAUCAGCGGCGCUAUUCGGCCUUGCGGCUCUUCUUCCAGUUACCUGUAGCACCGGGCACAUUCGACAGCUCACCGCUAGCUCCGUCGUCAGCAUGGCCCUCAUCACAGACCCCGAUUAUAUCAUAUACUCGAUGCGCAUCUCACUGCUGCUGGAAAAUGAUCCCAUCUCGGCUCGCAUCGUCAAUACCACAGCUACAACAAACCCCUAUGUGCUUGCUGAAUUCCCCGAGGCUUCGUCCGACGAGUUUCUCGAGCCGAUCGAUCGACGUAGACUCAGCGUCAACGAACGCAAGGUCAUUGCCAAGAGCAUCGGAAAGUUCACCCAGGACCCGCUCGACUUUGCUCUGGACCCGUCCGACGUCGAAAAGGCACGCAGAGCGGAGCUCGAGAAGCGCAUGCAGCAGCAGCGCGAGCUCCAGAGCCAUCAGCGGAUCCUGCAGGAGCAGCGAUACCAACUCUAUCUGAGCGAAAAGGAAAAGCGAGAUACGGAGCAGGACAAGCUGCGCGAGCAGCAACACUGGAGCCCCUUCCACGAAGACAGCAGCGACGAUGGCGACGACGACGACGAAGCCAGGCAGGAGGAUCGGGCCCAGGACGACGUCAAGAACAAAAUCAUCGGUCGGAUAUCGGUGACCCAGCCCAAGCCGGUGUCGAAGCCCACAGGCGAGGGCGACUUGGAGCCGGUUGCUGGCUCAGACCAGCCGCUCAAGUCUCGCAAAACCAUCCGCCCAAACUACUUCCGAGUGCCCUCUGCACAGCCGUCGACACCAGGCGAGUCUGCCGGCUCUAGUCCGCGGCAACUUGGAAACGCUCAGAACAUUGCGAGCAUCACAAACACUCAGGCACCGUCAAGGGCUCCGGAGCACGGAGUACGGUCGGAGCACCCUGAUAGCCAGGCGCCCGAGGAGGCCCAGAGCCUCGUCCCCGAUGCUCCAGCAUCUGCGCUGCCCUCCGAGGCUCUCGAGUCAAACGCUGCAAAGGCGAAUGUUGCUCACGACAGCGACUCUGACGAUGACGAAGGCGAGCGUCGCGAUAUUGAGGAGGAAGUGGAGGCCAUUCGGAGCUUCAAUGUCCACAAGGGCCCGACUGAAACCCAGGGGUCGAGUGAGAGGGCUCGCCAACCUGCAGAGCCUCCGCGGGUCUCCGUGGCAAAGAAACCAGUGUCGUCUGGCCAGGACGCUUCCAAGGCAACCGAAAGCACUGCUGCCGUGGCCAAGGAGUUCUCACCAAGCGCCUUCCGGAAGAUGCCGCUACAGCCCGCGUACACAGCAAAGCCCACUGCUCACAAGACAAUAUCGCAGCUGAGUGCGCUGCUCAGCUUUAAUGCCGACUCGGACAAUCCUUUCAGCGAGUUCUAUGGACUGCGCGCCAAUGGCGAAAGGAACUCGCUCAAACUCGAGAUCCUAAUCCCAUCCAGCCCCUUGCACUCGCUGCCUGAUGAGGUGCUGAUUCAGAUCAAGCCUGACUCUACUACCGAGCAAGCUCUGGGAUACACGCUCUAUGUCCUCCACGAGGAGCACAGCGAUCAGUUCGAAAACUACGGGCUCGACAGCAUUGUCGCGUGGUAUCUCCGGAUCGAUGACGACUUUCCAGUGGCUCUUGAUCUGACCCGCAAGAUUGCCUCCUUUGGGUCGAUGCAGUUUGAGCUGUGCGUCUCAGACAAGCGGCCUGCACCCAAAAAGCAGGAAGUCGCAACAACGGGAACAACGACCGCGCCCUCGACCAAGAAGACGUUCCUCAAAGUCAACCUGUACUCCACGCUGACCGUCAAGCAGACAACGACGAUCCCUUUCGCAUCCAACAUGCUCAUCAAGGAUGUGUUCGACUACAUUUGCCGCAAAUGGAAGUACGACCCCAAGGAGUAUGUACUGAAGCUGGUCGACAACAAAACGCUGCUGCCGAUGGAUAUUACCCUCGAGGAGGCGCAAAUUACCGAGUUUGGUGUCCACAAGCGUUACGGAGGAGCCGGCGAUAUCUUUGGCGCCUCCCAAGAACAGGCUAACGACGCCGACACCGUCGACGCUUUCGACUUGCGCGGCGACGAGUUUAAGCGAUAUUCGGUCUACUACAAAAACUUUGUCGGGGCGCGCUACGAGCGAGACUUUACUAUCGAUGGCGACCAUAUUUAUAUCCUAUCGGCGGAGAACCGGAGCAUUCUCAACCGAACAAAGACGAUCGACUCCGAUGGUCGCAUAUGGUUCCGUGGCAUCCUGCUUCAGCUCUCCUACUCGGUUGCCGACGUAAUCUCGUGCAAACAAGUCUCGGUCAACAGCCCUGUGUUCAAAUUUGUGGCAAGCCGAGGUCCCAGCGGCGAUCCAAAGGGCCAUGAGUUCGAGGCCAUGUCGCCGAAGGAAGCUCAUGACAUAUGUGAGAGAAUCACGCUUCUCAAGAACCGCAAGUGAUGCCCGCUUCACCCUACCUCGCCCAAAUCGUUCUCCGGCAGCCGAUCGUUGGUGUUUUCCGACUGCCCUGGCCGCCCUUGCGUCGUGGCAAGGCAGGCUUUGGUCGCUGUCUUCCGUGAGCGGCAGAGCAUCUGUCUGUUCACAGAGCUGUAUCAAAUGCAAUACAAAAUCUCUCGCUUACAACCA